GUGAUCGAUCUGGCCAACGGUAUUCUCCCUGCUCAUGAGAGUCGACCUGCUCGGAUUCAUACCCGACAAACAAAUUCCCUGUCAAUCUUACUGGCCGAAGACAAUGAGGUUAACCAGAAAGUAGCAUUGAAGUUUCUUGAGAAACACGAACAUGUAGUCACAAUUGUCGAAAACGGCCAAGAGGCUCUCCAGAUGGUCCAGAAAGCACGAUUUGAUGUGAUCUUAAUGGACAUUCAAACGCCUGUUAUGGGUGGAUUUGAGUCAACAACUCUAAUCCGCCAACAUGAGAUUCUACACGGUCUAUCACGCACUCCUAUUAUCGCUCUUACCGCUCACGCGAUGUUUGGGGAUCGAGAAAAGUGCCUAGCAGCUGGGAUGGAUGACUAUUUGUCGAAGCCGCUAAACCAAAACCAGAUGAUGCAGAUGAUUGUCAAAUACAGCAAUUCACUGCAGGAUGCUUCUUCUGUCCGGGGAUGA
Aspergillus melleus is the source of this 477-nucleotide messenger RNA. RefSeq names its product response regulator. The transcript has a single exon. The record is from RefSeq and is a predicted model, not a curated record. Gene Ontology annotation, biological process: phosphorelay signal transduction system. The annotation marks the transcript as partial. NCBI's taxonomy places the organism in Eukaryota, Fungi, Ascomycota, Eurotiomycetes, Eurotiales, Aspergillaceae.